This is a messenger RNA of Eupeodes corollae, 1479 nucleotides long. It is a transcript of the gene Gr98b, whose product is annotated as putative gustatory receptor 98b. Bases 102 to 1286 code for a protein of 394 amino acids. Gene Ontology annotation, biological process: sensory perception of taste. The transcript is spliced from 4 exons. The record is from RefSeq and is a predicted model, not a curated record. Gene Ontology annotation, cellular component: axon; dendrite; neuronal cell body. Lineage: Eukaryota; Metazoa; Arthropoda; Insecta; Diptera; Syrphidae.
UACUUCUUCAAAGUAUUUGAAAAUUAAUUUGUGAAUAACUUAGCCCAGCUCUAAAACCUUCUGAAAACAUACAAUCAUUGCAUUGUAGUGAAAUUCAUAAAAUGGUUAAGAAAUUUCUAUAUCUAUUGGACGCUACAAGGCCGUACCAACUCAUUUUUUGCAUCUGUGGAAUAGCUCCUUUUCCGAUGGCUACAGAAGCAGCGUUAAAUUGUGUUUUAUUUGCAGCCGCUGUCUAUAUUUACAAAAUUCUUCUCACAGCAGUUACACUCUUUGCUGCCUACGAGCGUUGUAGAUACGUUUCAAUACACAACAGUUCAAACAAUGAUUAUCUUACACACGGUCUAAUGUUUGCUCAGUUUAUAACGCUUACAAUAAUACAUUCCAUAAUGCAAGGGAUUGUGUUUUUCAAAUACAAUGAGCUGAAGCGAAUUCUGUUUAAUGUAAUAGAAAUCGAACAGCAUUCAUUACACAUAUCCAACUCCAAUAAAAUGCAUCAAUUCUGCUCACGAAUAACAUUCAAACGGCAAUUGCUCUGUGUUUCAGGCCUUAUGCUUAUAACGAUACUUACGACUCCUUUAAUGACAGUGUACUCGUACAUAUCAGAUGUGAUUCCAGUCUAUCAGUGGAUAAUAAGCGUCUUCUCGGAAAUGGCAAUCCGAUGUAAAAGCGUUGAGUUUUGUGUUUUGGUACAAGUGUUCAACGAGUUGCUUAGCGAAUUGUUUAUUUGCAUGGAUGAGUUGCAGGAAAAAUUUUCAAACAACAGCCGAAGCGUCAAUUUUUUCACCGAAAGAUUGAUUUUGCAAAGGAGGAUUGUUGUCAUCAAAAAUAUUCAAGCCAAAAUAUGGAAAACUGUUAAUGAAUUCACUGAUUACUUCUCACUGACAAUUCUUUGUCAAUUUGUUUGGAAUGGAGUAACUAUAACGAACAUAAUAUAUUGGGUGUAUGUUAAGUUUAAUGAAGAAAGUGUUUUUGUAAAUAUAUCACGGAUGUGUAGAAUUGCCUUUCUACUUUUGGAUAUACUUGUACCUUGUUAUUUAUGUGAUGUAUGUAUUGAAACGUAUGGAAAAAUAGUGCGAAAUAUUCACGAUUUUAAGCCCAACGAAACAGAUAUCCUAUUGAAACUUUGUUUAAGGGAAUACUCACUGCAGCUUACGCAUCAAAAAUUAGAAUUUUCCUGUGGUGGAUAUUUUAACAUUAAUUUACAAUGUUUUGGUGAAAUUGUUCUAGCUAUUACUACAUACAUUGUGAUACUGAUUCAAUUUAAACUGCAAGGCGAUAAACGAUGAACGUGGAGAAUAGAAUUAAAUGAUUUGUAUUCCAUUCUUUAUAAAAUUUUACCUCAAAAUAUUAUUAUUGACUGUCAGUAAUUGAAUAAUAUGUAAGCCCUUCAUAUGAUGUUUUUUUAUUCAUUUGAUAAUUAUGUUAAUUAAGUUAUUUAUAUAUUUAUUUAAAGAAGAUCCAUAAUAAAUGUUACAAUUA